ACAGCAAACAACACAACAAACAGACUCGUAUUUUCAAAGAAACAAAUCUCACUGUAUGUAUCAAAUAUUAAUGCUGUAGACAAGACUAUCUUUUAAAUCAGAAUUUGCAAGAUGGAUUGGCAUAUGGGAAAUGUCUUGCCGGGACUAUAUGUGGGCAACUACCGCGACUCCAAAGACUAUCAGCAGCUGGAAAAGUUCAAAAUUACUCACAUAAUAGCCAUACAUGACAGUCCUAGGCGCCUCCUGCCGGACAAACACUAUCUGUGUGUGAUGGCUUCUGAUACUCCAGAUCAAAAUUUGUCGCAGUACUUUUCUGUGUGCAACGACUUCAUUCACGCUGCACGGCUAAGGGAGGGCAACGUGCUGAUCCACUGUCUGGCUGGGAUGUCGCGCUCCGUGACUGUCGCGGUCGCCUACAUCAUGACCGCUACGCACUUGAACUGGAAGGAGGCUUUGAAGGUGGUGCGCGCUGGUCGCGCAGUUGCCAAUCCCAACACGGGCUUUCAAAAUCAGCUGCAGGAGUUCGAGCAGUUCAAACUAUCAGAGGAGCGUCGACGUUUGAGGGAGCGUUUCCCGUCGUCGGCGCUGGAGCAACUAGAUCGGGUGAAGUGUAGCGUGGCCCUGGAUAGCUACCAAGAGCUGCUGCAGAACAGAGACAUAUGCGAGGGCAACUGCUCUCGCGGCGAAAAGUGUCCCACAGGCGUUUGUAACAUGGACCCCACCAAAGGACUCUUCCGCCGGCGUCCGUCGAGUGCCUCCAGCACGCAAUCCAGAGUGCGCGCCCAGUCCUCUAAUGCCAACUCCAACAGCAACUCAUCGUCAAGCUCCUUGGGCGUCAGCAGUGCUGCUGGAGGCCUUGUCGUCGUAGCCCAAUCCUGUCCCACGUCACCAAAGCGGUCACCUCUGCAGCGUCGCUCCGUUGGCAACGAGCGCAUACCCGAGGACGAGAUCGCCCAGCAACCAGUUACCUCAAGCGAAGCCGCCGAAUACGCAGCAGCCAUUGAGGAUGCUCGCCGCGAGCAGCGACAGCAGCAGCUGCAACUCCAACGGUCUCCGUCACGCCAUUGCUACAAGUCAGGCGGACGAGUCAACUCCAUAAGUGGAGCCGCGCGCGUGAGCAGCGCGGGCAGUCAAAGGGAGAGGCCCGAAGCUGUGGACAACAAUGGCAGUGCCGCGCAGCUGCAGCGCAGCGCCAGCACGGUCAGCGGCUUUGGUGUGCGUCCCCGCAGCAGCCCCGCGGGUCUGCAUGCCUACACGGGCUCGGUGCCGUCAUCUGUGCACGGAUCGCGGGUCGAUCUUCGAGAGGUUGACAAGGGCUCGGCUAUCUACUUGGGCUGUUCUGCGCCGCGUGCUUCAACGUUAUCGAUAACUUCGUCCCGUGGCUCAUCGGGCGGCUCGGCACCGCCCUCCCCAUGCAAUACCCCUCCUUCCAGCCCACGUCAUGGUGUCAGAAGAUCAACUAGCUUGGCGAAAAAGACCAGGUGAAGCCGUCUACUCUCAUCCAGCUCCGCUCGAAUAUUUGUCUACAGCAGAAGCUGCACACUCGUUUGUAAUCUCUUUGCGCGCUAACUUCAGCGAAACCUAUUGAGGAUCACUUCCUAUGAUUAUCAAUUAGACUCAGGUCUACAAGAGAUGAACGCCGAUCUCUUGCCGCUAUUUUUACACAUCUACUUCUUCUGUAGGUGCCCUAUACCAUUUUGUAGGCUUAAUAAUUCGUCUCAUUCGGAAGCAGUCUUAAUUUGUGCACAAUUCAAGUAUUAUAUAUUUAAUAUGCUCCAUAUAAACCUCACCAGAUGUUAAGCAACCCAAGAUGUUAGUCUUAAGUUUUAAUAUGAGUGACAGUUUAAGGGUACACAGGCUCAUAUUACAUUGCUCU
Molecule: messenger RNA, 1876 nt
Organism: Drosophila navojoa
Lineage: Eukaryota; Metazoa; Arthropoda; Insecta; Diptera; Drosophilidae
Biological process (GO): protein dephosphorylation; signal transduction
Cellular component (GO): cytosol
Molecular function (GO): protein tyrosine phosphatase activity
Source: RefSeq, a predicted model, not a curated record